AUGUCUUCCAAUAUCAACCCAUCCUCCGCCCGCUCUCCGCCCAGCUUCGACAUCAACUCGAUCGAUGAAACAGGACAACAGCAGGGAGAUGACAAACAUGAUGCAGGGACAUACUCCUACAAGGAAAUCGGUGCCAACAAUACAAUCAAAAACUAUGUGUCUGAAAGGUCAGAGGAGUUUCGUCGCCUUCAAGAACUUCGGAAGAAGGGAUGGGAAAGCGAGAAAGGAGAUGAACAUUUCCGGAAGCAACGACGGUCGGCAGAUACGGCUUCAAACAAGAAUGCUGAGUAUUUCUACAACAUGAUGCAAGGCAUUGGAAAAGAGCUACACCGUGCUACCAAAGCCUUCAACCUCUCCCACACCACAAAUCAACGAGCCAUCCUGGACAUGUGCAUGGCCCCGGGUGGAUUCACGGCAUCCGUGUUGAAGAAAUACCCCGACGCCCAGGUUAGGGCAAUGAGUUUGCCAGUGGAGCAAGGCGGGCACGAAGUCUUGCUGAAGCGAGACAACCUUGCGGUUGAAUUUCUUGAUGUUACGAUGCUUGCGGGAGACAUGGGUCUUACCAAAGACGAUAUACCAAUCUCUCAUCCGGAAAGAGAGACGUUUAUUCUGGAGAAGAAAUUCUCGCCAGAGGAGAAGUUUGAUCUAGCAUUAUGCGAUGGUCAAGUCCUCCGAACCCACCAACGUUCUGAGUGGAGAGAGCUUUACGAAGCUCGCCGCCUGGCAAAUUCUCAACUCGCGCUGAGUCUUGAGCAUCUGAACUCUGGCGGUACCAUGGUUAUUCUCCUACACAAGCUAGAGGCAUGGGGCAGUGUAAAGCUCAUCCACACCCUCAGCAAGUUCUCCACGGUGAAGCUCUUUAAGCACCCCAAGUGUCACGCGAUGAGAUCAUCAUUCUACGUUGUGGCUAGGAAUGUUCAUUCAGGUGGGGAGUUAGCCCUGAGGGCCAUUGCCGAGUGGAAAGAAGGUUGGAAGAUUGCCACUCUAGGCACAGAAGAAGAGCGCAACAGGGCGUUCCAGGCUGGCGGCAAAGAGGCUCAAGAGGUUCUGGACGAAUUUGGAGGGAGAUUGGUAGCCAUGGGUAGAACAAUUUGGAGUCGGCAAACGACAGGUCUAGAGAACGCCAAGUUCAUGAAGGCCUAA
Messenger RNA from Ilyonectria robusta, 1143 nucleotides. RefSeq lists its product as uncharacterized. Gene Ontology annotation, biological process: methylation. Gene Ontology annotation, molecular function: methyltransferase activity. The transcript is spliced from 2 exons. The record is from RefSeq and is a predicted model, not a curated record. Bases 1 to 1143 code for a protein of 380 amino acids. NCBI's taxonomy places the organism in Eukaryota, Fungi, Ascomycota, Sordariomycetes, Hypocreales, Nectriaceae.